This is a messenger RNA of Phyllopteryx taeniolatus (common seadragon), 6135 nucleotides long. RefSeq names its product sodium- and chloride-dependent GABA transporter 2-like. The coding region runs from base 105 to 1937 and encodes 610 amino acids. NCBI's taxonomy places the organism in Eukaryota, Metazoa, Chordata, Actinopteri, Syngnathiformes, Syngnathidae. Gene Ontology annotation, biological process: sodium ion transmembrane transport. The transcript has 15 exons. Gene Ontology annotation, cellular component: membrane. The record is from RefSeq and is a predicted model, not a curated record.
CAUCGUGCUUUCUCUCUUUAUCACUCAUGCAAGGCUCGCCCCGUGGGCUUGCCCUUAUCUCAGCUACACCUACUUGCACUCAGAUGAGAGGCAACUCAGGAUGAAUGAAGUGGCACACGCAACCACAGACUGCUGACGUUGUGACUGCCUUUCUCAGUGCCAUGGAAAAGCCCUAUGACCCAGAGGUCAAGUUCAAGGCGAGCAUGGAAAUCGCCUCGCCCCGACCCGCCAAUGUGGCCAGAGGACAGUGGUCCAACAAAAUGGAGUUUCUCCUCGCAGUUGCUGGACAAAUCAUCGGACUUGGAAACGUGUGGCGGUUCCCUUACUUGUGCUACAAAAAUGGAGGCGGGGUGUUCUUUAUCCCUUAUGUACUCUUCCUCUUUACAUGUGGCAUCCCCCUGUUUCUGCUGGAGACGGCUCUCGGCCAGUACACGAAACAGGGAACCAUUACCUGCUGGAAGAAAAUUUGUCCCCUCUUUGGAGGGAUGGGAUAUGGCAGUCAGGUGGUAGUUUUAUACUCCAGCAUCUAUUACAUCAUCAUAUUGGCAUGGGCAUUCUUGUACCUCUUCUCUUCCUUCAGCUCUGAGCUUCCAUGGGCAAGCUGCAGAAACAGCUGGAACACAGAGACGUGUGUGGAGUUCAGUCAAAGACGUGCUCUCAACUGGACUGUGGCAGAAAAUGCAACAUCCCCUGUGAGGGAGUUUUGGGAGAGAAGAGUCCUGAACCUGACAGGAAGUCUUCAUGAUUUGGGCGGUUUUCGAUGGGAAUUGGCUUUGUGUCUUCUUUUGUCUUGGAUCAUCUGUUACUUUUGCGUGUGGAAAGGAGUCAAGUCCACAGGAAAGGUUGUGUACUUCACGGCGACGUUUCCGUACGUGAUGCUGGCCGUGCUGCUUGUCCGUGGACUCACGCUGCCCGGGGCGAUAGAUGGCAUAAAGUUUUACCUCUACCCGGAACCAUCUCGCCUUGCUGAUCCGCAGGUCUGGAUGGACGCUGGCACCCAAAUAUUUUAUUCCUAUGCUAUUUGCAUCGGCUGUUUGAUGGCACUUGGCAGUUAUAACAAGUACAACAAUAACUGUUAUAAAGAUUGCGUUUACUUGUGCCUCCUGAACAGCGGGACCAGUUUUGUGGCCGGUUUUGCCAUCUUCUCCGUUCUUGGCUUCAUGGCUUAUGAGCAGAACACAGAUAUAUCCAAAGUAGCGGAAUCAGGUCCUGGCCUGGCGUUCAUCGCUUACCCUCGAGCUGUGGCCAUGAUGCCGUUUCCACAGAUUUGGGCCAUUUUCUUUUUCAUCAUGAUCAUCCUGCUUGGACUGGACAGUGAGUUUGUAGGUCUGGAAGCCAUUGCCACCGGUAUUUGUGACCUGAAACCUUCCUUCUUCCAUGUUGGGCAUAGACGUAAAAUACUUCUACUCCUCAUCAUUGUUUUCUGUUUCUUCAUCGGCCUCAUAAUGGUCACUGAGGGAGGAUUGUACAUCUUCCAGUUGUUUGACUACUACGCCUGCAGCGGCAUGACUCUGCUUCUCUUUGCCAUCUUUCAGUCUGUGUGUAUUGGAUGGAUUUACGGAGCAGAUCGUUUCUAUGACAACGUCGAGGACAUGAUUGGGUACAGGCCUUCACCACUGAUUAAACACUGCUUGAAAUAUGUUACUCCAAUCAUCUGCAUGGGAACAUUUUUCUUCUCCUUGGUCAAAUACAAACCUCUGAAGUUCAACAACACCAUUGAGUAUCCAUGGUGGGGUUAUGCUCUGGGCUGGUGGUUCACUCUGUCUUCCACGCUCACCAUUCCUUUGUGGAUGGUGUACAACCUGAUUACCACUCCCGGGACACUUCGUCAGCGGUUCGCCACCCUAUGCGAGCCAUCAGAGGAUCUUCCGUCACCCAAAUUGAACAAGAAAGCACUUGAACUGCGCAACUUGACGCACAAAUCAGACAGGUUCUGAGAACAUCAACAUUGAGCACUUCCAUUGAACACUGUGAGGCACAACAAACAACUUUAAAUAUCUUUACUAAACCAAAGAUGACAUUCACAACCUGGUUUUCUCCUUUCCAACCACGCUAUACUAGAUUAGAAAAUAACCAAUCACGGAGUCAGUGUCUCAUUGUUUGUCCAUUCCUAUCCUCCAAUAUUUGAUGGUUUACAUGAAGGGAAUAAAAAAGGCAAAGUUGUAAGGUGUAGCCAAAAGCUCCACAAUGACAAAAAUGCCAUGCGGUCAUUUACAACUUUUGGACUUCGAUAGGAUAAAACUGUUUUCUGCUUACUAAGGACAAGAACACAGAACCUGGCCAGAGGUCCAAUAAUCACAAAUCCCUUUUUAUCAUCUUCUAUCAAAAACAUUAUUUAAGUUCAAAUUGAUGAGGCUGUUUUUUUGUUUUUUGUUGAUGGAAGUAUUUAAGUGGAACGGUCGGGGGGCCAAUUAAGCCAUACAGAUAAACUAUUUGCCAGUAGAUCAUUGAAAGUGGAAUAAAGCAGAAAUAUUGAGUCCAGACAAAUGGACUUUGUGUGAAUUUAGGCCAAGUGAGCCAACAACAACCUUUUUCAGAUUCUAUAAAAGUGCCUUAAACCUUUAAAUUGUUCUUCCAGGAGAAAGGAUCUGCACCAAAUUGUCACCAGAAAUGUUUCACAAUAUUCACUGACAAUUUAAGGAAAAUAUAUCCUGGAUCCAAAACUAGAUUUAAAACCAAAACAAAUAUGCAAAUAUCCACUUCUGCAUAUGCAGGAAAUUAAGCAACAAUCCUGGAUCUAUACCCUUAAUUUCUAAAUAAAAAUCGGGGUCAUUUUAUACUGUAUUCCACAAAUUGUCAUCAAAAUCUGUCUCUUUGUUUUGAACAGAAUCCUACUAAACAAACAUAAUCAAACAAACUAAACUAUAAACAGAAGCAAAAACAUUCCAUCCUUUGCAGAGAUAACCACAGAUGGAGUGACACACAAUGUCAAUCGUUAAUUGGAUAUGUGCCAAAAUAUACACCUUCUUCCACAUGCUUGAUUUGUAUUUUUUAAAUUUGGUUCCAAAAACAAUACAUAAAAAAUCGCUAGUAUCCGCUGGCUCUGCAAUAAAACUUCAACGUGUUCUUCUAUGGCCUUUGGUCACUCCAUCUCAAAAUUUCUCAGAAAUCAUCGAUAAUCCUCGUUGGAAGGAAAGAACACUCAAAACUUAACUACUAUAAGGUAAUAAGUUGAUGUGGACGUGGCAUUUAAACUCACUCCAAAAAUCUUUUAUGAAGCCACAAAACAUCAAAUUCAAUGAUUCAUCUUCUAUCAAAAACAUUAUUUAAGAUCAAAUUUAUGAGGCUCUUUUUUGUUUUUAUUUUGUUUUUUUGUGUUGAUGGAAGUAUUUAAGUGGAACGGUCGGGGGGCCAAUUAAGCCAAACAGAUAAACUAUUUGCCAGUAGAUCAUUGAAAGUGAGGCACGGUGGCCGACUGGUUAGAGCGUCAGCCUCACAGUUCUGAGGACGCGCGGGUUCAAUCCCCGGCCCCGCCUGUGUGGAGUUUGCAUGUUCUCCCUGUGCCUGCGUGGGUUUUCUCCGGGUACUCCGGUUUCCUCCCACAUCCCAAAAACAUGCAUGAAUUGGAGACUCUAAAUUGCCCGUAGGCAUGACUGUGAGCGCGAAUGGUUGUUUGUUCCUAUGUGCCCUGCGAUUGGCUGGCAACCAGUUCAGGGUGUACCCUGCCUCCUGCCCGAUGACAGCUGGGAUAGGCUCCAGCACGCCGCGACCCUAGUGAGGAGAAGCGGCUCAGAAAAUGGAUGGAUGGAUGGAUGGAUCAUUGAAAGUGGAAUAAAGCAGAAAUAUUGAGUCCAGGAAAAUGGACUUUGUGUGCACUUCAGCGUACUGAGCCAACAACAACUUUUUCAGAUUCUAUAAAAGUGCCUUAAACCUUCAAAUUAUUAACCACCCCCCCACCCACAAAAAAAAAAAGGAUCUUUUUAAGGAAAACAUAUCCUGGAUACAAAACAAGAUUUAAAACCAAGACACUCACUUCCUGGAUAUGCAGGAAAUUAAGCAAUAAUCCUGGAUCUAUACCCUUAAUUUCUACAAUAAAAAUGUGGGUCAUUUUAUACUCUAUUCCACAAAUUGUCAUUUAUUAUAUUUAUUUAUAAUGUUUAUUAACAGAAUCCUACUAAACAAACUAAACUAUAAACAGAAGCAAAAACAUUACAUUCUUUGCAGAGAUAACCACAGGUAGAAUGGCACACAAGGUCAAUCGUUAAUUGGAGAUGCGCCAAAAUAUACACCUUCUUGCACAUGCCUGAUUUGUACUUUUUAAAUUUGGGUCCAAAAAAAUACAAAAGAAUCACUGGUAUCCGCUGGAUCUGCAAUAAAACUUCAAUGUGUUCUUCCAUGGCCUUUGCGCCACUCCAUCACAAAAUUUCUUAUAAAUCGUCGAUCUUGCAUAAUCCUCGUUGGAAGGAAACAACACUCAAAACUGAACUACCACAAGGUAGUAAGUUGAUGUUGUAGUGGCAUUUAAACUCACUUCAAAAAUCUUUUAUGAAGCCGCGAAACAUCAAAUUCAAUGAUUCCAUAUGGAAGUCUAUCAACUAAUGGGUGUCUUACCGUCAUUUAUACAAUAUAUGUGGUCCAAACACUGAAGGGUUUCUGACCUGUCCAGGCUCCAGCUGCUGUACAAAUUGCACAUGGUCACUGGGAAUUGGGAAGCAUUCAGCUACCAGUGGCGAAGAGAAACAUACUGCAAACUUGUGGUUAUCACAGAGGAUAUAUUUGUAACCAUUAAAUGGAUUAUAUAGUUUUUAUUGUUACCAGGCUUUCCGAGUAAUGGAAAACAUAAACAGCGUUACAUAAUUGUUUUUCUUGUUUAUUUUUUUUCGAUCCAUCCAUCCAUCUUUACCUCUUAGCCGAGGUCGGGUCGGGGGGGGCAGUAGGUUUAGCAGGGACGCCCAGACUUCCCUCUCCCCAGCCACUUCAUCCAGCUCUUCCGGUGGGAUCCCGUGGCGUUCACAGGCCAGUCGAAAGACGUAGUCUCUCCAGCGUGUCCUGGGUCGUCCCCGGGGUUUCCUCCCGGUGGGACGUGCCCGUAACACCUCAUUAGGGAGUCUUCCGGGAGACAUGAGAAUCAGAUGCCCCAGCCACAUCAUCUGGCUCCUCUCGAUGCGGAGGAGCAGCGGCUCUACUCUGAGCUCCUCCCGGAUGACCGAGCUUCUCACCCUAUCUCUAAGGGAGAACCCGGACACCCUGCGGAGGAAACUCAUUUCGGCGAUCUUGUUCUUUCGGUCACAACCCACAGCUCGUGACCAUAGGUGAGGGUAGGAACGUAGAUCGACCAGUAAAUUGAGAGCUUCGUCUUUCGGCUUAGCUCCUUCAACACAACGGACUGAUACAAAGUCUGCAUCACUGCAGACGCUGCACCGAUCCGCCUGUUUUUAUAGCAACUGUGUUCUGCUACAGUUACAGGGGAAAACAAUUAAUCAGACAACAGGUAUAUUUUGUAAAAAAUGGGAUUAUUUUGCAGGAUUAGAAUUUGAAUGCAGGAGAGGCUGGUUGUUGACUUGAGCCCUCGGCCGCGUUCAAGCUAGCUAGCGGAGGCAGACACACUUGUCGAGACUUAACAGCAAAACAAGUGGAUCCGUUGACACAUUACAGUAUAGCUCAAUAGGCCACUCGCAUCGAUUGUAGCCACGAUAUUGUGAGCAAACCAUGUGAUAAUUUCUUCCAAUUGCUUAAUUAGCUGAAGCUACCACUAAAUGCAAAGGUUGCCUUCAUGCGCUUGUCUUAUUUUCAUUCGUUAUAACACACACUGCGACACUGCGUCAUGUGGAUGGGUUUUAAAAACGCUUUUAUGAAGCUCGGCCGCACAGUAUAACAAGUGGUUAGCAUGUCUGCCUCACAGGUCUGUUGUGGGUUUGGUGCGCCGGCUUCCUCCUGAAUUUACAACACAGAAAUGACCAGGCAAAUAUAUCUACGUAUAGAUUAUGAUGAUAUAUAGUUUUUAAUGAUAUAGUUUUUUGACUAUCAUAUUUUGUAUUGGAUUUAUCCAAAAGUAAUUGAACGUAAUCAGUUUACAUUGAUAUUAUGGUACUUGGAUUACAUUACUGACAUUUUUUAACAGCUAACUAGUUUCAAGUAAUCUUCCCAACCCUGAUUGUUACAUUAUUUUUACAGUCUUAGUUUUUUUUUUUAAAG